CACUAGCGCAGCGCGGUGCUGCCACUCAGCUGAUGCACUCGCAGCAGACCGAGCCUGGCUGUGUUUUUUUUUUCACCCCUUCGUCGUCUCCUGUUUUCCUCUGGUCCAUUCAUCGGAGGGGUGGAUCGGCACUGUCCACCCCUCAGAAACUUCCUGACAGAGCCAAAAAGCUCCCGCUGGCUUUUCCCCCCUGUGAGCAGCAGGCAGAGAAGAGGUGGGACGGAGAGUUUUUAGAGCGCUCGGGCUGCUCUGUGAGGAUCAGGAGAGGGAUGGUGUGAUUCUCUAAAGAGAGAAAGAGAGAGGAAGAGGGAGACGCUCCAGCAGCAUCACAGAACCCCCUCCACUCCUCUCCUUAACUCCCCCCCCUCACCUCUGUCUGGCUCUCCCCAAUAACACGCUCGGGGGGUCUCAGCGACCAGGAAACAUGUCACAGACUAGGAGGAACACAUACACCCGGACCACUAGCAGCGGCAGCAGCAGGAUGAGCUCGGACGGGGGCGGCCGGCCCGUCAAAGUGGGCUCCCUGGUGGAAGUGAUCGGGAAGGGGCAGCGCGGCACGGUGGCAUACAUCGGCACCACACUCUUCGCCUCUGGAAAAUGGGUGGGAGUCAUCCUGGACGAGGCCAAGGGCAAGAACGACGGCACGGUGCAGGGCAAGCGCUACUUCACCUGCGAAGAGAAUCAUGGCAUUUUUGUGAGACAGUCACAGAUCCAGCUGGUUGACGAUGGAGCAGAUACCACGUCCCCUGAGACGCCCGAGCCCGGUACCGGCAAGGUUCCCAAACGAGAGAUCCUGGAGACGCCCAAGUCCACCAAACUGCGAGGAGUGAAGCCCAAAAAGACUCCUGCACCCCGGAAGACCACGGCCAGAAGGCCCAAGCCCAGCCGGCCGACAGGCACCGGCGGGAAGGGGGCUGCGUCCGGCUCGGCCUCGGCCUCGGCUGGAGAGAUGAGCAGCAGCGAGCCCAGCACCCCGGCCCAGACUCCCCUGGCUGCUCCGGUCAUCCCCACCCUCCACUCCCCAGGAAAACCUCCGGCCCCCGUCCCCAGCAAGGAGGAGGAGGCUCUGCGCGCUCAGGUGAAGGACCUGGAGGAGAAGCUGGAGACGCUGAAGAUGAAGCGGACGGAGGACAAAGCCAAGCUGAAGGAGCUGGAGAAGCACAAGAUCCAGCUGGAGCAGCUGCAGGAGUGGAAGAACAAGAUGCAGGAGCAGCAGGCCGAGCUGCAGAAACAACUCAAAGAGGCCAAGAGGGAGGCUAAAGAGGCCCUGGAGGCGAAGGAGCGGUACAUGGAGGAGAUGUCAGACACUGCGGAUGCGAUCGAGAUGGCCACGCUGGAUAAGGAGAUGGCUGAGGAGAGAGCCGAGUCUCUGCAGCUGGAGGUCGACUCGCUCAAGGAGAAAGUGGACGAGCUCACCAUGGACCUGGAGAUCCUCAAGCAUGAGAUUGAGGAGAAAGGCUCGGAUGGCGCUGCCUCCAGUUAUCAUGUGAAACAGCUGGAGGAGCAGAACGGCCGACUGAAAGAAGCGCUGGUCAGGAUGCGAGAUCUGUCGGCGUCGGAGAAGCAGGAACAUGUGAAGUUGCAGAAGCAGAUGGAGAAGAAGAACGUGGAGCUGGACUCUCUGAGGAGCCAGAAAGAAAAGCUGCAGGAGGAGAUGACGGCGGCAGAAAAGACCAUCGACGAGCUGAAGGAGCAGGUGGAUGCAGCCCUGGGGGCAGAGGAGAUGGUGGAGACUCUGACAGAGAGAAACCUGGACCUGGAGGAGAAAGUCAGGGAGCUGAGGGAGACGGUCGCUGACCUGGAAGCGAUCAACGAGAUGAACGACGAGCUGCAGGAGAACGCCAGAGAGACGGAGCUGGAGCUGAGGGAGAUGUUGGAUCUGGGCGCGGCGAAAAUCCGAGAGUCAGAGAAACGAGUCGAAGCCGCUCAGGAGACCGUGGCUGAUUAUCAGCAGACCAUCAAGAAGUACCGCGAGCUCACCGCCCACCUACAGGAGGUGAACAGAGAACUGACCAGUCAGCAGGAAGCCUCAGCAGAGCUGCAGCAGCAGCCGCCAGCAGAGAUGUUCGAUUUCAAGAUUAAGUUUGCAGAGACGAAGGCGUACGCCAAGGCCAUUGAGAUGGAGCUGAGGAAGAUGGAGGUGGGUCAGGCCAACAGACACGUCUCCCUUCUGACCGCCUUCAUGCCCGAGUCCUUCCUUCGUCACGGAGGAGACCACGACUGCAUCCUGGUGCUGCUGCUCAUCCCCAGGCUCAUCUGCAAGGCCGAGCUGAUCAGCAAACAGGCCCAGGAGAAGUUUGACCUGAACGAGAACUGCGUGGAGCGAGCCGGACUGAAAGGAGCCAUCGGGGAGCAGCUGAGCUUCGCUGGUGGUUUGGUUUACUCGCUCAGUCUGCUGCAGGCCACGCUCCACAAAUACGAGCAGGCUCUGGCUCAGUGCAGUGUGGACGUCUAUAAGAAGAUCGGCUCUCUGUACCCAGAGAUGAGCGUCCACGAGCGAUCACUGGAUUUCCUCAUCGAUCUGCUGCACAAAGACCAGCUGGACGAGACCGUCAACGUGGAGCCGCUCACCAAAGCCAUUAAAUACUAUCAGCACCUGUACAGCAUCCACCUGGCAGAUCAGAAUGAGGACUGCACCAUGCAGCUCGCUGAUCACAUCAGAUUUACCCAGAGUGCCUUGGACUGUAUGGCUGUGGAGGUCGGUCGCCUGCGGGCGUUCCUGCACGCGGGUCAGGAGAAGGCCGACCUCGCCGUGCUGCUCAAAGACCUGGAGACGUCCUGCAGCGACAUCCGGCAGUUCUGCAAGAAGAUCCGCCGCCGGAUGCCGGGUACCGACGCGCCCGGCAUCCCAGCGGCUCUCAACUUCGGCCAACAGGUGUCAGACACGCUCUCAGACUGCAGGAAGCACCUGACCUGGGUGGUGGCCGUGCUGCAGGAAGUGGCGGCGGCCGGAGCUCAGAUGAUGUCGCCCCUCGGUGAGCAGGAGGGGCUGGCGGCCGUCAAACUGGAGGAUGUGGCGUUCAAGGCAGGAGAACAGAUCUAUGGAUCUCAGGGCGCCAACCCCUACGAGUGUCUGCGACAGUCCUGCAGCAUCGUCAUCGCAACCAUGAACAAGAUGGCCACCGCCAUGCAGGAGGGAGAGUACGACUCAGACAAGCCUCAGAGCAAGAAUCCUCCACCGGUCGACGUGCGAGCGGCGGCUCUCCGAGCAGAAAUCACAGACGCUGAAGGUCUGGGCAUGAAGCUGGAGGACAGAGAGACUGUCAUCAAAGAGCUGAAGAAGUCUCUGAAGAUCAAGGGGGAGGAGCUGAGCGAGGCGAACGUCCGUCUCAGUCUGCUGGAGAAGAAACUCGACAGCUCGUCCAAAGACGCAGACGAACGCGUGGAGAAGAUUCAGACUCGACUGGACGAGGCCCAGACUCUGCUGAAGAAGAAAGAGAAGGAGUUUGAGGAGACGAUGGACGCUCUGCAGGCCGACAUCGACCAGCUGGAGUCGGAGAAGGCCGAGCUGAAGCAGCGAAUCAACAGCCAAUCGAAGAUGACCAUUGAUGGGCUGAGAGGAACCGGCCCGUCAGGAAUCGCCUCCAUCGUCACGGGAAUUGCAGGAGCGAACAUGAUGUCAGGCGUCGGUUCAGGCUCAGGAGUCCAGGUGAUCGACUCUCCUCUGCUGACUCAGCAGAUCGAAGCUCAGAGACUCUGCAUCAAACACCUGAAGAACGAGAACAACAGGCUGAAGGCUGAGACGAUGCGCGUCCAGCUCGCCUCUCUGCCUCCUCUCCAUGUGACCAAACUUCCCUCCAGAGACGGAGGUCGUCCUGAAGUGCUCUCUAGCGCCCUCUACCGCAAGACCGACCAGCUCCUGGAGACUUUGCUGCAGAUGAGCGCGAACGUCAAGGUGGUCGACAUCACUGGGAAAUCCCCAGUGACACCUGGUGCUCAGCUCCUGGAACAAACAGCUCGACUACAGUCCCUGAGUGACACUCUGGACAGACUGAAGGAUGAAGUGGCAGAGCACGUCGUCCACCAGCAGCCUGGAGCUCGAGUCUCGUCCGACUUUGCCACGUUCCCCUCGACGACGUUCGUAAAGGCGAAGGAGGAGAAGCAGGGUGACACGGUGCUGGUGGGUCGGGUCAUGGUGCCAUGCCCCCGCGGUCAGGAGCAGGUGCAUCGCCUCGUCCUGUCUCAGCCUCAGCUGCAGAGAGUUCACAGUCUACUGCGGACCUAAACCUCGCCUGCCCCGCGACCCCGCCUGCUGCACCACAACACGCCACCCCUGCCCUAUCAUCAGCUUCACCUCCACUCCAGGGCCAAAACACGUCAGACCAGGAGGUAUUCAGAGUCACUAGUGGUGAGGUUUCAACCUGUGGGAAAUUAUUUUACUCAGACAGUCAGGGCUGUAGUCUGAGAUCCUUCUCGGGAUCAAUCAGGGUUUUGGAUUGGAGUCAGAAUGAUUAAUCAAUUAGUCAACUUACAGAAAAUGUAUUGGCAAAAUCAAAUUAAACUUGGUUUUUGUAGUGACUUGUUUCAGACUAGAGCCCUUCAUACUGUAAACUCAAACAAACUGCUGUUUUAUGGCCAGAAAAUCAAGUAGAGAUACUUAAAGCUGCACUGCUGCAUGCUGCCCAGAUUCACUAAAACUACUUUUUUGUUGCUGUUGAGUAUUUUUAUCGACCUCCACUUAGGCUCUGGUGUGGAACCUGCGCAGUGCGGUUUAUAUUAGGCCGAAACAUUGGCUGUCGCUCUAUGUUUCCGUGUUAAAACUGUCGCCACUACUGUUACUGCUACACAGGAUACAGAGGGUCGCAACUGUGUGUUGUAAAUUUUACUCGGGCGUCACUGUUGUGUACAUUUUUAUAACUCGACUGUCUAAAGGGAGAGAAAUACUAUUAAAAAAUUAAGAAAAAAUAGAAUUGUCCAUUUGAAGUCGUGGGCAUUUUACUGUGGUUUGAUCAAAGAGAGUUUUUGCAUAUUUAACAGAAGAAACCACAGAGGAAACAAAAUCCUGCACAUUAGCUUUACUUGGAUGUAACUUUACUCUUGCACUGUUUCACUUAUAAUAAAACAUUAGCGGUGAUGUUAAAUGCAAGAGAAUGACAGUGUGUUCAGAGAUUUUUUAUUUUCCCCUGUGGUUUCAUUUAAUAAAAAAUAAAAACAACCCUGUGGGCUGCACAGAACAAGAGAAGCAGAUUAAUCUCGAGGGAAUUUACUGUGUAAAACGCGACUGAAAUUCUUUUGCAGAUUUAUCAUGUUUAUUUAAAAAACAGCUUGACUGCACUUUAGUCAGAUGAAGCGUUAUAUUGGUUUAAAUUAUUUAGUAUUUAUUACACGUGUUGGUGUAAAGUUACUGUCUACUUUUAUGUGCUUGGUAUAAAGGAAACGCCGGUUUGUAUUGGUGAAGUUACUGAAUUACAAAAAAGAUCCAAACGACUGUAUUAGCUGUGUUUCUGCUGAGAUUCCUGUUGCUGUUUCAGACUUAAAACUUUGUCCGAGCCUUAAACCUGCAGAGAGCCUUGUGGUAAAGAGCGGUCACCUGCCUUAUUUUUCAUUUGUUUCAACCAAACCUCAUUUAAAGCAAAACUACAUCUUUGCCAAAGAACCUUUGUUUCUCGUCACCACGUUCGCCACGACUGAUUUUAAAAGGCUUUUAGUUAGUGAUUAAUCCAUGCUAACAGUUUUAUUUAAUGAUUUGUUAGACUAUUUAUGUUUACACUGCACUGUCGUAACUUUUAUUUUGUAAUUAAUUAAUGGGCGUAGUGCAUCAACAUAACUGUAGUUUAAGAGGGAAAAUGCAGACGUUUCUUAUUUAUUCAUUAUGUUGUUUAUCUGUGCUCUCAGUGAGCAGCUGAUGUACUGAAUCUGCAGCUAACAUGUCCUACAUUUUCCUCGUGUGGCUUCCUGCUCUUGCACAACUGAUAACUGAUCAAUAAAAGACAUUAAAGCCAA
Lates calcarifer (barramundi perch) is the source of this 5943-nucleotide messenger RNA. It is a transcript of the gene dctn1b, whose product is annotated as dynactin 1b. Gene Ontology annotation, biological process: establishment of mitotic spindle orientation; nuclear migration. The record is from RefSeq and is a predicted model, not a curated record. Gene Ontology annotation, cellular component: spindle pole; kinetochore; microtubule associated complex. NCBI's taxonomy places the organism in Eukaryota, Metazoa, Chordata, Actinopteri, Centropomidae.